AUGAAGUUUUCUAAGCUAGAGCCACUUACCUUACAAAAAACUGGACAAGUGCAUAAUUUAUGAAAAGACAUGCUGAGUCAAGAAGAAAAGUCUUAUUUAAAGUAAAAUUUUAUUAGUUCUAUUGACAGAGGAUUAUUGAAAAAUACCAUUUCACCAAAUUGCUUGUCAAAACUAGCGAUUUCUGAUCAUCAGACUAUUGAGACGAAGACUUAUGAAACUUUUUCUAACUCCUACUAGCCUGGAUUGAACCUUUCGCGAUUGCUUGAUAGAGAUGGGGCUAAUAUAAUUUGAGGAAAAAUAUAUCACCAAAUAUAUAGCCCAUACACCUAUAUAGAUUUCUUUAUCGAACAGAAUGUAAUGGACGGUUGAAUGACCAAAUCAGACUAUAUCAAAGGGAAGAGCUGGAUCUGUAUAUUUGGAAGGGCUAAAAAGUGACAUGUUUUGGCAAAUGUGAACAAAGUUGAAAAGCAAGCACGCCAAUUUUUAAAUGGCUUUAUUAUAAAAUUUAGUUUUAAAUUAAAAUAUCUUUUAAGUGACACUGAUAAGUAUCUUACCUAUUUUUUCCUUCUUUUUAUGAAAUUAAAAAAGUCAAAUUUUUAAUAGAUGAUUUUCGAUGAGAAUUUCAACAUAAGCAUCUAUCUGCUAUUUCUCUUUACUGCUUUUAAAAACCACAGCGACUCUUAAUUUUUCAUUGACAUAAAUUGCUUAUGAUGCAAUACUAUAUUAUAUGGAUUUAGUAUUGUACUUCAAAAAUCAAAUUUUUUAAUUAUAGUUAUUUGUCUUAGUUAUCUCUAUAGCCUUUAAAGGUCGAAGCGACUCUGGAAUUACACUAGGAAAUUAACUUAUCGAUAUCUAAUUUUCUAUAAUUCAUAAUAAUAUUUAAUUUGAAAAAAAAUAGGGAAAAAUAGUUAUAAUAAAGCCAUUCUAAAAAUUGGCGUUUGCUUCUCAGCUUUGUUCACAUUUGUCAACCAUUUUUUUAAAUGCCACUUUUUUUCCCUUCCUGGCAUAAAGAUCCAGCUCGUCCCUUUGAUAGAAUCUGACUUGGUCGUUCAACUGUCAUUACAUUUUGUUCGAUAAAGAAAUCUAUAUGAAUCUACUAUAAUCAUAUUACUAUCAAAUAUAGGUAGUUAAAUUUUAGGAUAUGCAGUGGGAGUGGAUUUUAUUUUUGACAGCAUGAAAAUUGGUCAAUGAAGGAUGGGGUGUUGGAAUCAUUCUAUCAAGGAUCGGGGGUAAGGAGUAUGGCGUGCAUAUAUUGGAUAGAGCAAGGCUUUUUCAAAGUGAACCUACAAGUCCUGAUUUUUUUCGUUGAAAAAGGUUCCAUAACUGCCCCUGGGCCAAUAGUUCUAUUGCUUUAAGUCACAAUCCAACACCUACUAAAGAAUUAAGUAAAAAAUUACUUACUCCCCCCCCCCCUCCGUGAGCGAACAAAAAAAAUUUUGUUCGCUCACGGAGGGGUUUAAUUUUUUUUUUAAAAAAAAAUUUUUAUAUAUAAAUUUUAUAAAAAUAUUUUUUUUUCGAAAUUUAAAAAAAUCCUAAUUUGCAAAAAUGGAAGCAAAUAUUAAUUUAAUUUGCAAAAUUUAUGUUUUUAAAACGCAAUUUGUUUAAAAUUAAACAGAAUUAGCUCUAGAUUUCAUUAUACUAAUUAUCACUUAUAUAUCAAAAUUUUUUUCCAUUAAAAAUUUUUUCUAUUUAAAAAAUUUUUGUUCACUCACGGAGGGUGGGUUUUUGGUCAAAAAAUGGCGAUUUUUCUAAUGGUUUUGUUCGCUCACGGAGGGGGGGGGGAGUUAAAGAUUCAAGUAAAUUUUAUAUAGAGAUAAAGCAUCAAAAGUAUAAAAGCCAACAGCUAAGCUGUGAAAGGCUAUCAGCUUUAAAAAAAGCUGAAGAGAUAGAGUUUCAUAGAAGAAUUGAGCUUGAAAAAGAAAAAUCCAAGUAAAUAUUAUUUAGGAGCUUAAAUAGAAACUGCUCCUUACCUAGACUUUAUGCUAAAAAACCAUUUUAG
Blepharisma stoltei is the source of this 1999-nucleotide messenger RNA. The record is from the annotation of a GenBank genome assembly. NCBI's taxonomy places the organism in Eukaryota, Ciliophora, Heterotrichea, Heterotrichida, Blepharismidae.